Verticillium nonalfalfae is the source of this 1071-nucleotide messenger RNA. RefSeq lists its product as uncharacterized. Lineage: Eukaryota; Fungi; Ascomycota; Sordariomycetes; Glomerellales; Plectosphaerellaceae. The coding region runs from base 1 to 1071 and encodes 356 amino acids. The record is from RefSeq and is a predicted model, not a curated record. The transcript has a single exon.
AUGGAGCAGGCAAAACCUACGCCGUCGCGCCGUCGCGCCGCCCGAAAUAACGGCAAACCUGCUUUGCAGAGGAUGUAUGCAUCUGAGAACGACUUGCCAGUGACUUCGAAGAUGGGAUAUGAUCAGGGCCCUCAACCGUCCACACCUCAAAAGUCGGGCUCUCCCGCAUUUGAUAUGCAGCCUGUCGCUUUCCAGCAGGGCUCUGCGAAAGCUUCGCGCGCGCGCAAUAACAAUCAAAAUGCCACCAACCAAGGUAGUCACAACAAGGCUCGUCCCAAGCAAUCGACAACCUCUCCCGACUUCGCACGAACUGCGCGCCAGACCACUCCAAACAGCGCCGCCGUACCCAGGCUACCGUCUUCAGCCGCUUUCGCUGGCGCUACGUUCCACGCUUCUCCGGCACCAUCUGCUUUGCCGAUACCAAGUUUCUACAAGCCAUUUGCUGGAUCGCCUAGUACGCAGACUCGCCACCAGGACGCCCAGCAGCAGCCAUCUCCGCCCGCUACAGAGCCAGAAAUGCCGACUCCGCAGCGGCCACUAGCCAACGAGGCGCGUGAGUCACCACUGGAGGCUAUGUUCAGAGCCGAUCGUGCGGAGAAGGAGAAGGCUCGUCGCCCUAGCUUCGUCAGCGAUGCUUCUACCAGCCGACAUCUGUUUUCUCCCAACGCUAUGCCUCAAGGAUCUCAAACAAUGCCCCGACAGCAUUACGGAUUGCCCAGAGACAAGCCUUUCCAGCAGCGUUCCUCAUCCGGUAUCCCCAUGGCAGAGCUUGACGGUGUUGCAGGACGGCCGGUUGGGCCUGCUUUUUCCACUCCCUAUCAAGAUCGCAUACGCGCAGCACGCGGACCAGUCCCACAACCCACAAACAAUGGAGUCUCGCCGUCGCAGCUUCACGAAGAUCCAACAGAAGCCCUGAAGAAAUAUCUUUUCGGCCCCAAGAAUUCGGGCUCAGAAACGACAUCUUCAGCCCUCCCAAAUGAGGCCCUCGUGAGUUCUUCCGCGCCUGCCAGCCGGCCUGCGGGCUUGCUAGCAAUGGAGGAUGACUUGAGGCGAAUUCUUAAAUUGUCUUGA